Molecule: messenger RNA, 1827 nt
Organism: Haplochromis burtoni (Burton's mouthbrooder)
Lineage: Eukaryota; Metazoa; Chordata; Actinopteri; Cichliformes; Cichlidae
Product: interferon-inducible GTPase 5-like
Exons: 2
Coding region: 255-1406 (383 amino acids)
Cellular component (GO): membrane
Molecular function (GO): GTP binding
Source: RefSeq, a predicted model, not a curated record
UGCCACUGUUAAUCUGCACUCAGCAUGCACAGCAUGGAUGAUGCAACUGAAGCCUCCUCCUUUCUUGCUCUGAGUGCAGGUAUCUGUAAAAUGUGACUUUAUAUGGUAAAAAUUAUCUCCCACCCGAGACCGUAGACAGAAGCUUCCUGUUUUAGCUCAGGGUGGUCUUCUAUUACUGCACACUGCUGUCUGCUCAGAUUUAUAUCUUCAGAAACUGUUACCAUAACACCUUCUGUCUCCAAACAAAGGCGAGCAUGAAUGAUCCAAUUGGAGUUAAAUCGGUUAUAGAAAACUACGACACUGCUGCAGCGGCUGCAAAGAUAAAGAAAAAAUAUCUAAAAAAGACAAGAAAUAUUCCACUAAAUAUCGCCGUCACAGGAGAAAGCGGUGCUGGUAAAUCCACCUUUGUAAAUGCCUUCAGAGGUUUAACAGAUGAAGAUGAUGAAGCUGCACCUGCAUAUGGAGACUCCACCUCAGAGGUUGCAGCCUACAAACAUCCAGACUAUCCCAAUGUCACUUUAUGGGAUCUUCCUGGAAUCGGAACGCCAAUGUUUCCAGCUGAGAAGUACCUGAAGCGUGUUGAAUUUAGGAUGUUUUACUUCUUUAUCAUCGUCUCAAGGACUCGCAUCACAGAAAAUGAUGUGAAACUCGCUCUGAAGAUUCAGGAGAUGGGGAAAAAGUUCUACUUUGUUCGUUCAAAGAUUGACAAAGAUUUAAGAGCCGAGAGAAGAAAGAGAAACUUCAGCAAAGAGAGGACUCUUACAAAGAUCAGGGAAGACUGUGCUCAAGGUCUUCAGGCACAUGGCAUCAAGUGUUCAAAGGUGUUCCUGGUGUCCAGCUUUAAGCCUCGAAAGUACGAUUUCUCUCUCCUACAUGAGACCUUAGAGAGACAACUUCCUAAACUCAAGAGGAAUGCUUUUGUGCUGGCCAUGCCCAACAUCAGCCUGGAGAUCAUCAAGAAGAAGAAACAAGCUAUGGAUCUACGAUUACCUAAUGUGGCCUGCUUUGGUAGACCAAAUGUUUCUGUUCCUGGGCUAACUGUUUCUGUUAAUCUACCUUGGCUGCACAUUAUUAUUGUAAUGGUGGUAGAUGCGUUUGGUCUUGAUAUCCCAUCUCUGUGGAAACUUGCUGCCAGCACAGGUCUGUCAUACAGCGAUUUGUGUGCCGUUAUCAAGUCACCCCUGGCUGCAGCUGAAAUAACUGAGAAGCUCCUGCUGAAGGUGUUGAACCAGGUUGGUGUAACAUCUGAAUUACGUUUUGAAUUGAGCAUGAUAAACUUCCUUGAAUCGGUUGUGGGCUCAAUCCCAAGGGGAAGAUGUUAUCGGGUAAUGGAGAAAGCUAUGCCUAUUAUCCUCAGAGAACUUGCUGAUGAUGCUCAGAGGGUCUUUCAAAGAGUUCUGGCCUGAACAUGUCGAUUUUGUAAAGUAGUGACACUUUUGAAACUAGCAUAGAUCUACAAACAAGCUUUUAACUUUUUCUAAUUAGACAGUGUUUGUUUCAAAAUAAUAAAAUUCAUAAUCUCACUGCAUCCUCACAGCUGAUCAGUGUGUCCGAGGCCUCAGCAGGUCUCAUCUCCUGUGAUCAGAGCAGAAACAGCAUUGUAACUUCUCCCAGCAUCACACACUAAUAUGUAAUCUUAAGGCAGCUAUUAAUAGCAUUGUUAUUAGCAUCUGCAGUUAUUAUUAUUGAACAUAUAUUGUCUUUUCAGUGUUUUAAUAAACUGAUUACAUUUGUCGUUUUGUUUUUAUAUUACAUUUAAAUGAGAUUUCCGAUAAAUAUACAAAACCUUUUAAUGAAUAAAUAUAAAUUUGAUUAAAAGAAAUCAUU